Cryptomeria japonica (Japanese cedar) is the source of this 666-nucleotide messenger RNA. RefSeq lists its product as uncharacterized. The transcript has 2 exons. NCBI's taxonomy places the organism in Eukaryota, Viridiplantae, Streptophyta, Pinopsida, Cupressales, Cupressaceae. The coding region runs from base 88 to 537 and encodes 149 amino acids. The record is from RefSeq and is a predicted model, not a curated record.
UCUGAAUUUGAUUGUGUGAAUGCUUUUUAUCCAUCUUUGCAAUACAGUCUGAUAUUGAAGGUAUUCUCCACUGUUCUGGUGGUAGGUAUGGGUAUGUGCUUGUCCAGAAAAAGAGACAAGAACCCACAAAUUGGUUUGAACGAAUUUCAAGGAGGAAAUGAUAGUCAAAGAUUUCUGAACAUGUUUAAGUCUAGAUCAAGGCUAAAAUGUAACGCCAAAGACAGUUUCAGUGACAUAAAAUCUGUUAAUGAAUGCAAUGGGAAGAGUGAGAGGCAGAAAGAAUCUGUGAGCCAACUGCAAGGUGAGUGUAGUCUGUAUAGGUCAUCAGUGGUGGAGGAGGGUGCAGCGUUUGGUUCUCCAAUUUCAAUUAGUAGAGAAGGAAUUUCUACAGAGGCAUUCAGUGAUUGCAGCGCUGAUUUAUUUGAAUUAGAUCUGUCUGAGGAUCAUAUCUUAGGGCGCGUAUCAGAUGAUGUAUUCAGUGUCUCACUUUCAGAUCUUUUGAAAUUAGAGUCUCUUGAUCUUUCAGACAAGUUGUAGCAGCUGAGGAUUACUGUUGUUGUCAUAAAUCGAAUGUGUAAAUUUUUGUGUUUUUGGGAACGGCUUAAAUUAUAUACACUAAGCUUACAUUUUUAAAUUUAAAAGUGUUAAACAAUCAGAAUUGACUGA